AUGUUGAACGUGAAGAGGACCACUCUGACCCGCUACGUCACCACUAAGGGCUUGGAGAUCCUGGCUUCGCGGCUGGGAUGGUGUGAUGAACACGUUUUCCCAACUGCAUGCCCUAAAAACCAUUUCCCUCGGACAGCUAGCAAAAACGAUCCAGCGGUUCAAUUUCCAGCUGUCUGGCGCGAUUGCUUGACGGCGAAUAUCGAGGUGGCUUCGGUACCCGAACUCAAAACACUGCACCGUCUUUGA
This is a messenger RNA of Leptosia nina, 246 nucleotides long. The record is from the annotation of a GenBank genome assembly. NCBI's taxonomy places the organism in Eukaryota, Metazoa, Arthropoda, Insecta, Lepidoptera, Pieridae.